UCCAAUUCAUUGCGUCGUCUAAUAUAACACUGCUCGGCCCCGGCGUGUUUUAGCCGUUAGGUUUCCGUCACCCACUCCCGCCUUCCCCUCUCCUCACUCAGAUCAGAUCUGCAUGGUGGGAUCUUCAUCUGACUCUUAGAUUUGUGUCCAUCUCUGUUGUCGUCUGCACAAAUCGUUUCCAUUCGUUGCCGGCAAAACUGAUUCUUCUGACCGGCCGGCGUGGGGAUUUCCGGGUCGGAUCGUUCCGAGUGUGCGACGGGUUGUCUUUUGAUUCCGGCGUUUUUUUGCUUCUUUUGAGGGGGUAGCCGGGGCUCCGGCCUCGGCGGGUUCGAAAAGCCCCCAGCUUUACGAAAUCGGAGAAAAAUACGUUUGUUUUUUCCGUCAAACUGUAAAAACCAGGGAACCCUUUUUUGUUGGUUCCUGAUUCUUUGAUUCUUUUUUUUGUUCUUCAAAAGCGUAAAGAAUUUAACAGGGGAAGAGAUGCCGGCCAUAGCGUGUUGUGUUGAUGCUGCCGCCGUAGCUCCUCCUCCGGGAUAUGCUUUUGCCUGGGACAGAUCUCUUCCGGCACCUGAGACUCUCGUCUCCCCUGACGCACUUCUGCCGCUGCCGAUGAACACAGCAGCCUCAGUCGACCUCCCCCGCUGGACUCCCGCCCUAUCAUCUGCCCUUUACAGGAUUGACGCUUGGGGAGACCCCUAUUUCACGGUGAACUCCUCCGGUGAUAUCUCUGUCAGGCCACACGGCACAGCCACACUGUCCUACCAGGAGAUCGACCUUCUCAAGGUCGUGAAAAAGGCUUCGGAUCCAAAACUAUCUGGCGGGCUUGGAUUGCAGCUCCCACUCGUUGUCCGGUUCCCGGACGUGCUGAAGAACAGGCUUGAAUCUCUGCAAACAGCUUUCAGCUUCGCUGUGGAGUCUCAGGGGUACGAGUCUCACUACCAAGGCGUCUACCCGGUGAAAUGCAACCAGGACAGGUAUGUGGUGGAAGACAUUGUGAAAUUCGGGUCGUCUUUCCGGUUCGGGCUGGAAGCGGGGUCAAAACCAGAGCUCUUGCUGGCCAUGAGCUGCCUCUGCAAGGGAAGCCCAGAUGCUCUGCUGAUCUGCAAUGGAUUCAAAGAUGCAGAGUACAUCUCCCUCGCAUUGGCCGCAAGAAAGCUCCUAUUGAACACCGUGAUUGUCCUGGAACAAGAAGAGGAGCUCGAUCUGGUGACCCAAAUCAGCCGCAGGAUGGGGAUCCGACCCGUUAUUGGAGUCCGGGCCAAGCUGAGGACCAAGCACUCCGGCCAUUUUGGGGCCACUUCCGGCGAGAAGGGGAAAUUCGGGCUGACCACAACCCAAAUUCUGCGGGUCAUCAAGCAGCUUGAAGAAUCCAACAUGCUCGAUUGCCUCCAGCUGCUGCACUUCCACAUCGGAUCUCAGAUCCCGUCCACCGCCCUGCUCGCUGACGGAGUAGGAGAAGCUGCCCAGAUUUACUGUGAACUGACCCGCCUGGGAGCCAACCUAAAAGUCAUAGAUAUCGGCGGCGGCCUGGGAAUAGACUACGACGGCUCAAAAUCAACAGAUUCAGAUCUCUCCGUGGGGUACACACUUCAAGAAUAUGCCGCCGCCGUCGUUCGAGCAGUGGGGGUUGUCUGUGACCGGAAGGGCGUGGCCCACCCUAUCCUCUGCAGCGAGAGCGGGAGAGCAAUUGUUUCCCACCACUCUGUUCUGGUCUUCGAAGCCGUCUCUUCCAGCUCUUGCCACAAGAACUCGCUCCACAGUCUCGGCCUUCAAUCCUUCGUCGAGAAGCUCAAUGAUGACGCCAGGUCAGAUUACCAGAACCUAUCUGCCGCCGCGAUGCGCGGCGAGAAUGACACGUGCCUCAUCUAUGCCGACCAGCUGAAACAGAGGUGCGUCGAGCAGUUCAAAGACGGUUCUCUGGCGAUCGAACAGCUGGCUGCCGUGGACGGGAUAUGUGACCUCGUCACCAAGGCGAUUGGGGCUUUUGACCCGGUAUCUACUUAUCAUGUCAAUCUAUCUGUCUUCACUUCGAUCCCUGAUUUCUGGGCAUUCGGCCAGCUCUUCCCCAUCGUCCCAAUCCACCGCUUGGACGAACGCCCUUCAGCCAGAGGGGUGUUGUCAGACUUAACUUGCGACAGUGACGGGAAGAUUGAUAAGUUUGUUGGCGGCGAGUCGAGCUUGCCCCUCCAUGAACUGGGCGGCGGGGGACGGUACUUUCUUGGCAUGUUCUUGGGCGGCGCUUAUGAGGAGGCCUUGGGAGGAUACCACAACCUGUUCGGCGGUCCGAGCGUGGUUCAGGUGUCGCAGAGCCAGGGGCCCCACGGCUUCUCCGUGACGCAGGCUUCCCCGGGCCCGUCCUCCGCGGACGUGCUCAGGCUGAUGCGUCAUGAGCCGGAGCUCAUGUUCCAGACUCUGAAGCACCGCGCGGAGGAAUUUGUUCAAAAUGAAGGAGGAGGUGCAGAGGAAGACGGCGGGACCGCCACCUUUGCCGGUAGCCUGGCGGCGUCUUUCAACAAUAUGCCUUACCUUAUUGUGGGUUCCUCGUCGUGGGGGUAUCAUUGUGGGAAUGAGGCCGGCAGUGCUUCUGUGGGUGCUUCUUCGGUGGCCUCAGGCGGCGGCGGCGGUGGUGGUGGGGAGGAUGAGCAUUGGUCUUACUGUGUAGCCUGAGUUGGUUGGUUGGUCUUCUUCUUCUUCAAUGGUGGCAUCUCCAGCUUUUCCCCUUUUUCCCCCCUUUACUUUGAAUCUAUUCUAUGUUUUACCAUUAAAUUACAGUACUUGUUGAGAUGUUACCAUUUUACUUUUUUUCCCCUUUGGGGAUAUCAAAAGCUCUCUGUUCGAGCUCUGUGUACUCCCAUCCCCUCCCUUUCUCCAUUGUUAUCCUUUAAUAAAAAAUAAAAGCUCAGUUUACAGUUCACACAU
Molecule: messenger RNA, 2919 nt
Organism: Cuscuta campestris
Lineage: Eukaryota; Viridiplantae; Streptophyta; Magnoliopsida; Solanales; Convolvulaceae
Source: the annotation of a GenBank genome assembly